Ustilaginoidea virens is the source of this 1497-nucleotide messenger RNA. RefSeq lists its product as uncharacterized. The record is from RefSeq and is a predicted model, not a curated record. Lineage: Eukaryota; Fungi; Ascomycota; Sordariomycetes; Hypocreales; Clavicipitaceae. The transcript is spliced from 6 exons. Bases 1 to 1497 code for a protein of 498 amino acids.
AUGCCCUCCGUUCUCGAAGCUCUUCAGUGGUCUACCGCCCCUUUGGACGUUUCCUCGGCCCCUCCAGGUACAAUCACCCGGGUGAGAUCAGAUAACACGGUGGAUAUGUGGUCUGACUGGGAAGAUUUCACUUAUGACAACAUCAUGGCCAUUUACGGUAAUGACUUGAGAAUCAUCAACAGCGCGUUGGACUCCAUGGUGACGCUGAGAGAAUAUGCCCCCUACUAUACCCAUGGAAGUCGAUGUUAUUGCGGGGAGUACCAGAGCCUCGUGCCGGGCGACACGAAACCAAGUCACAAAUGGAAUCCGGACAUGUUUGAAACCAAACCUGACGUUUGGCAAAUGCCCCUCAACCAGGUUGCUACUUAUAUAGCCUAUGCUCGAGUUCGCUACGGGUUUAUCGUCACAGAUCGGGAAGCUGUGGUCCUUAGAUUCUCACGCGAAGCGACCGCUGCCGGUGUAGGCACUAGUUUGCCCCAACGACUAGGCAGGAAUGUUUCCUUCCAACUGCCGAGUGAGCCGAGUGUGCUGUCAAGCGAAUCCUAUGGUGACAGCGCAUCGGGUUGGGAUUUCUUUGUUGAGUACAAGGCGAUCCCGUGGUGUAACAACGAAAUAAUGAGUGAUAACAUGACGUUCGGGGAUGACCCUAGGAAAGAAGACCGCCUAUCGAAGGCUCAGCAGGAGUACGAGAGAUUAAGGGAGCGCAGAAAGGAAAAAGAACUCGAAAGAAUGAAGAUUCCCUUCCUCGACGAGGAGGUAAUGAACCCUCUUAAGCCCCUUGACUGCUCGAUGGGUGCUUUCCGUCGGCCACAACUUCGAAAAUGCCCAUUCGGCCUGGCCGAUAUUUCCGAGUUCCGGCGCGUGCAACCAGGUCAAGAUCACGACGGCGGGCUUGACGGGAUCAACUGGAAAAUCAGGGUAGGAUCUAACGACGUAUUCUACGUGAUGAAGGUGUUCUGGGAUCCGGCACCCCCUUGGCCACAUUAUUUCGCCGCACAGAGAGAAUGUCAAAACGUUGCUCUGCUCCAGAUGAUGGAAGCGGCUGUAUCAGAUGAUGUCCAGCGUGGCGACCAGAAUGGGCCGGUACUGUUGCAUCCCGAGCCGAGGUCAUUGCAAGAGGCCAAGACGAACUUGAGGGCCUUUUCUAACGAAGGCCGCCAACAUUGCAAAGGCCGAGAAUUGCGACACUACCUACCGAGGAGGCUGGAACCACCCCCUAUACGAGUGGAAAAGAUUGUUCGACGUCUUGAUGACGAUGCGAGCUAUGUCGCGGUCGUUUAUGAAUUCGUUGACGAAGGCGACAACGAUUAUAGCACUGUUAAAUCGGUGCUGGAAUUCUUGUGGCAUGCUGGCUUCAGCCAUGCUGAUGUGACUCUUCCCGCCAAUUGGAAAAAUGGGGUGUUGAUCGACUUGUCGGAUAUUGUUAUGCCAGGAGCAAUUGGAUGGAGCAAGAGACGAUAUGGAAUCAUCGAUCCCAAUAUCAUUUUCCAAAACUAG